Molecule: messenger RNA, 1293 nt
Organism: Spodoptera frugiperda (fall armyworm)
Lineage: Eukaryota; Metazoa; Arthropoda; Insecta; Lepidoptera; Noctuidae
Product: outer dense fiber protein 3
Exons: 4
Coding region: 165-854 (229 amino acids)
Cellular component (GO): cytoskeleton
Source: RefSeq, a predicted model, not a curated record
GUGACGCGCCGUUUCUACGUUUGAAAGUUCAUUUGUUUGAGACGUCACUGGACGUGGCCGACUGACAUUAUGUCAAAAUUACCGUAAUCAACACAACGCACUUUGGUUCCAUGACGCUAAAUUUUAGUAAAAUAUAAACACAACCGCAGUCACAAGCACACGCCAUGUCCAAGAGACCACUGGGCCCCGGGCCGGGCGCCUACCGCCUGCCCACGACGGUGGGCUUCACGCAGCACGACCCGUCGCGCUACCGCAACCCCAUGUACUCGUUCGGCACCAACGCGGGCUACCGCCUGCGCGGGCUGGGCCCGGGGCCCGCCUACCGCAUCGAGCGCGUCACGCGCGACGGCGUCAUGUCGUCGCCCGCCUGGUCCUUCGGGGCCCGCUUCGCGGCGCGCGCCACGCUGCGCACGCCGGGCCCCGGCGCGCACGCGCCCGAGCGCUGCCCGCCCAUGCGCGAGCCGCGCGCGCCCGUCUACUCCAUGGGCGCGCGCCUCGGCUUCGCGCUCAAGCGGUCGGGGCCCGCACCCAACGCCUACGCGCUGCGCCUGGGGCCCGGCACGCCCGCCUACACCAUGGGGGCGCGCGUCGGCUUCAACGCCAAGGCCAAGUCGCCGGGGCCCGCCGUGUACUUCCAGCGCGACACCAACGUGUACAAGUGCAAGCAACCCGUGUUCUCGCUGGGCGCGCGCCUGGACGGCGCCGGCAAGGCCACGAAGACGCCGGGGCCCGCCGCCUACCCGCCCAACCUCUACAACACUAAGAAGAACCCGUACUCGUACUCGUUCGGCACGAAGCACGGCGACUACGCGCCGCCGAUGAUCAUCAAGGAGGACACGAUGGACUGCCUGUAGAGCCUGCAGAGCCCGCAGAGACUGCAGAGUCUGCAGUAGCCUGCCUUGUGACGUCCGUGUGCCAGUUGCAGUUAAUACCAAAAAAAUCGUCGAGUCGAGUAAAGUAACGUCCCGAGUCCCGAGUCCCGUCCUAUUGGAGCUGUAACGUCGAGACAAAUUGAUCAUGUUGUACUGUAUCUUUGGAUUUGAUGACUAAUGUGACUUGGUAAAAAUUGUCUGUCGUAGUGUCUAGCCUUAUACCUGGUAUAUUAUUUUAUUUUAGUCAUAAUAUUAACCGAAUAUUAUAUUUUGUAAAAAUGGUGUUUACUUAAAGUACCAAUGUUCGUCUACUCAUGCCGGAUACGUGACGAAUCGUACUGACAUCACGUAGACGGCACUAAAAUCAUUUCGUGAAUUUCCAUUGAAAGUCUUUGUGAAUGAAAUAAAUGGUAUAUUUGUA